GACUAUUUAUCUGGCUUGCUUACUCAUUAAAUAAAAGUCUUGCUUGAGCUAACGCUGGCUAAACUAAUAUAAAUAUAAGUUUAGUUUAAUUAAUUCAUACCAAUCUGAAACUAAAAUGGUCUUUUUACCAUUAAAAUCCAAUUUCUAGUGAAAUCGUCAGAGUCAGACUGUGAAGUGACUGUCACAGUGUCAGAUUUGAACUUGUAAGGAACAACUAUUAGAGGAUGUCUUUAAAAUCCAUCAAGGAUAUCAAACCAACAAAAGGGGAUGAAAAAUCAAAGGCGUCCAAAGCUGCAGAUCUCGAACGCUUUCGUCAAAGUCUGGCCAAACGCUCAUUAGAUGUGAAAUUUGACCUGCAGGACACAGACUACAAGCCAAUAGAAAAUAUUGGCAUUGGUGCCUAUGGAGUAGUGUGUUCGGCCAUACACACUAAGUCUGGUGAUCGUGUCGCCAUUAAAAAAAUUCCAAGUGUCUUUGAAGCACUGACCAUAGCUAAAAGAACGUACCGAGAAAUAAAGAUUUUGAAGCAUUUCAAGCAUGACAAUAUCAUUUGUAUAAGGGAAAUAUUACUGCCAAAGGAAAAUGCCAAAGACUUCAAGGACAUCUAUGUUGUCUUUGACCUCAUGGAGAGUGAUCUGCAUCGCAUCAUCUACUCGGAGCAGGAGCUGAGUGAAGAACACAUUCGCUACUUCCUGUAUCAGAUACUGCGCGGGCUGAAGUACAUCCACUCAGCCAAUGUCAUACACAGAGACCUGAAGCCCAGCAACCUUUUAGUCAAUGAAGAUUGUCAUUUGAGAAUCGGAGAUUUUGGCAUGGCAAGAGGCAUAUUCUACACGCCCAAUGAAGCCAGUUACUACAUGACUCAGUAUGUGGCCACGCGAUGGUACCGUGCACCAGAAAUACUGCUAGCAAUGCUGGAGUAUGGCACAGCAGUUGACAUGUGGUCAGUUGGCUGUAUUUUUGCCGAGAUGAUUGGCAGGAAACAUUUAUUCCCUGGUAAGGAUUACAUCUCACAGCUGAAGCUAAUUAUAGGUGUGCUUGGAACUCCCUCUGAGGCUGUCUUAAAGAACUGUCAAAAUGACAUCCUUAAAAGAAUUAUCAAAGGUUUUACUAAAAAGGAACCAAUGUCAUGGCAGAAGCUGUUCCCUAAAACAAGUAAAAAGUCUCUGGACCUCCUCAGCAGAAUGCUGGUGAUAAACCCUGCAGAACGUAUCACAGUGGAGAAGGCAUUGUCCCAUGGGCUCCUCAAUAACUAUCACGACCCAGACGAUGAACCCAUUUGUGUCCCGCCAUUUAACUUUGAUUUUGAGAAACAAAACUUGGAUAAAACUGAGCUGAGGACUUCAAUAAUGGAGGAAAUCAUGAGCUUUCACCAGCCUAAACCCUCACCACUGAGCUUCAGUGCAUUCCUUCGGCCUGCGCCUAAAGUUGAAGAGACAAAGAAAAAUGAAAAGGCGGAAGAUCUCUUUUCUAAAAACUGUGCAAUAGUUUCAUUAUCAGAUGCCGACUUAGGAAAAACUGAAACGAGUGUUUUUAAAAUGUCUGGCAAUGCGGAGCCCAAGCCAGCUAGUAAAGUGUCACCGGUCUCAGUUGACCUGGGCAAGCUACAGGUGGUGGCGUCCUCGUCUGACGUUGAAAUGCUGAGCGCCCAGUCUAACGACGGCAGGUCAAUGGACACACACCAGGCCGCCAGCUUAACCUUACACAAGGAGGAGGCCAUUCAAGAGGAGAAAGACAAAGGUGUAGGGGAAAAGGAAAAACCUGGACUGGAAAAGAAAACUGGCAGUACUAUUUCAGAGGAUACUAAGGCUAGAGUGAAGAUGGCCUUGAUGAACCCCACUCACAGGAAACAGAGAGCAGAAUCCCAAGGGGAAGAGCCAAAAGACACCAAACCUGUGACAGCUGCCCAAAGACAAAAGGAAAGGGAAGAAAAAAGGAGGAAGAAAAAGGAGAGAGCAUUGGAGAAAGUUAAAAAAUCUAAAGAAAAGAAAGGUUGCCAAGAGCAACCAAUCCUGCUGUCUACAGAGGACAUGGAACUUCUAAGGAGGUGGACCGUGAUGCAAAACCCCAGUCACACCGACACAUCAAGUCCACCCCACCCUGGUCCGUCCUUGACCCCGCCACAGAACCCCACCACCAUCUCAUCCAAGUCAUUCUCCAGCAGCUGCUCUGUCCAAGAAACAUCUCCAGACACCAGCUCCUCCCUGGAGAAGGCAUCAGUAACAACUCUAGCCCAGACCUCCGUCAGCACCUUGUCCAGCACCACCUUAGUCAACCCCUCCGUCUUCAUGUCCGGCACGCAGUUAAAUCUAGUGCAGGCCAACUUCAUCCCGGUCCUGGCCAUACCGUCAGUGUCCAACCCAGGGAAGAUUGAGAUCAAGAGAAUCUUCCACUCUUCUGACCUGGGUUCUAAACCUGCCAGCUCCACCAGCCUUGCCCCCAGGAACCAAACAUCAGACAGCACCAAAAGCCUGCUACAGAAUGCAAUCUUAAUGAGAGGUAACUCCACGGCGCCGCCUGUCGAUACCCAGCCUAAAGCAAGCGCAGUCGACAACAGCUUUAUUAACUUGAAAACUCAAACAGACAUUAACUUCUCAAAGUACUCCUCCGACAUUAAAGACGAUCACAUGACAUCUAAUAUCUUAACAUCAAGCAAAUUCGACUCUUCUGUUCUAUGUGAUAGAAAUCUUCUCACCACUCAAGAGGAGCUCAAGGAAGAUAAGCUGUCACCUCGUAGCCAAGGAAACGACCUGUUGGACUUCCUGGACCAGCAUCUGAAAGAUUCCCCAAAACAAGAACUCCUGCAUAACUCCCCUUACCACUCAUCUGUUCCUGAACAACACGGGUCAUUUCCGUUACACGGGUCACACGAGAACUCUCACAUCAACACAUCGACCCCGCCCGCUUACAACACUUACUCACAUGUCCAGAACGAUGAACAGAUAACGAGGUCAAACUCCACACCAAGUCUGCUCAGACACAACUCCCACACGCCCAGCCUCACCAGUCAGCCCCAGGAGAGGACACAGAGGUCUUCUCUUCCCUUCGCCUCCUACAGCCAACAAACAUUCUCAAACUCCUUCCCUAACCAGAACAGCUUCCAGGUGGCCUACGCAGGCAAGUUCAACGAAACCUUCCCCCACCACAUCGACACGACAACGCAGUUUUCCGACGGCUACAGCCCCCACGAGAACAGCCCUGCGUUCUCACAGCCUGCCAACCUUCUGAACUACAGCCCGUCUCUACCCCACUCGAACCUUAUGUUUCAAAUCUCGCCAGAUUUCUCCUGCCAGCCCAACCCACAGCACAUUUUCAGAGCCGCAGACACGUUUGGUGGGUACCCAAGCUACACAGACACAGCCCCUGCCACUCAGCUUAACCAGUUCCAGGGCUUUAACCCUACACAGGCCAGUGUUGAAAGAAAUCAAGGCUUUAACCCUCAACAGGCUGGUAUAGAAGGAAAUAUAUACCAGGCUAGCAGCAGCUAUAGUAGAACAUCUGAGGACUUACAGCAAACUAAACCCGCUCACUCAUUGGUUUCUUCAGGCAGUGACCAGUCCUUUAACUCACCUCUGUUACACCGCAACCAGAACCUGGGUCAACAGCCCAGGGCUGGAGCUUCAGGCAACACAGAACAAACCAAGCUGAGGAUCAACUGCAGCCACCCAGCCCGGGGUACAGAAAACCCUGCCGACCUGAUCGCCCUGCUGAGCAGCAAGCUGUCCCGAUCCCAGGUGGCUGAUAUCUUCCCGCCUGCGCUGACCUUGACCCCCAAAGGUACAGGGGCGGGCUACGGUGUGGGCAUGGACCUGGACCACAUGUUGACAGACGCUCAGGAAAUGGCAUGCAUACGACCAGACCAAAGCCCCCUGUCUUCAUCUCUUCUUGCUGAUUGGCUGGAUAUCAGCGGGAACAUCAGCCAAGCUGACCUGGAAGCACUCGAGCGUGACUUUAUUUUACAGAGCCCUAUGCACGUUAGCUACAGUGAUAUAAACUUGUGAUAUUUUUUUCAACCUUUUCCUGUCUACUUGUUUUCUUUUGACUGCAAAAUAUAGACCCAUCUCACUGGGCUUUCAAACUCUUUAACAGAAUUUCUUUCUUGAAAUUAAUGUAAACUCUACAGCUUCUUUCAUAUACACAAAAUAUAUUUAUUUACAUGUUACUGAAAAGUUUUUGUAAGGUAUAUUGUAAAUCAAAAGAUAAGUCAGUCUAAACUGUUUUUCAUUCAAGAAAUAACUUUCAUGCAACCAUUUGUUCUUAAAGCUAAGUUUAUAAGCACUGUUAAGUUUCUUCAAAGGGUAUCUGUAAAAUACCAUGUAACAAGAUUGGUAUAAACAAUGUUUGUUGAUGUUGAUAAUGCUGCAUCAGUACAAUAAGAGUGAAUUGUUGUGUUGUUGUUGAGAUAGUUGAUUAAAUUAAAUAAAUGUUGACUACAGAUAUAUGAUGACCUUCCCUAACUGCAGUAGGGUCUGAACAGUUGAUGGACAAUCAUUAAUCUAAUCACACUAGCUUCAUCAGAAGUAGAGUUCAUCUGUUUCAAUGACCGUGGUGUGAUAAUGCGGUCAGCACUAUACUCACUGCCUUCCCUGACAUGAGUCAGGUACCAAUUAUAACUGGGUAGACUCAGGGACUUUCUACAGACCUGAGCCCGGGAU
Physella acuta is the source of this 4655-nucleotide messenger RNA. Its product is annotated as mitogen-activated protein kinase 7. Gene Ontology annotation, molecular function: MAP kinase activity; ATP binding. Gene Ontology annotation, biological process: protein phosphorylation. The record is from RefSeq and is a predicted model, not a curated record. NCBI's taxonomy places the organism in Eukaryota, Metazoa, Mollusca, Gastropoda, Physidae.